AUGCCUUGGUUUCGGUCGAUGCCGGUCGUGCACACGCGAAGGUUCAACUACCAGAACAUGGCAUCCCGCAAGGAUUUCACUCGCGACAACGCUAAAGAGCACCUUUUCACUUCAGUCGAUCAUGAUUCAACCAGUGGAGCCACAUAUAAAGCCUUCAAUCAGCUAAUUGUUCUAGGUUCCGCAACGGAUAAUGAAUCGUUCAAAAUUCUGCUCAGCUCACUUUGGUUUACUCAAUACGCAAGAUACGGUGCACUUGGUAGCUCAGGAUUUGAAUCAGUUUUCUCUGGAGAAGUUAAAGGCAAAGACGUGAUUCGCUUCAAUAACUGGUUCCGUUUCUAUGAGCUAGAAGCUUCCAACCAGCUAAACUACCAUGGAUGGUUUACAAAACAACCCGGUGUUCAAGUGUCAUUGCAAUUCGAGUGGAAUAACUGGAGGGCUAUGCAAACUUCCAUGUUGCUCAACACCUCACCUGAGUUUGAAAUGGCUGUCUACACGAUUUGUGCACUUAAUGGAGGACAGUGCUCUAUGACUAUCAAUAACCAACCGGUAACGAUUUUCGCCAACACUCUCAAGCAGAAUGAUGUCCUGGUGACUCUCGUCGAUAAUAUGCGGGCAGCCGAUGUCGACAGAGCUGGACCGAAUGACUUAAAACUGAACUGGGGCAAUAAACAAGUCGGAGACAAAAAGAGCAGUCGUGACCCGUGCGUUGCGUUUUGA
This is a messenger RNA of Cooperia oncophora, 717 nucleotides long. Lineage: Eukaryota; Metazoa; Nematoda; Chromadorea; Rhabditida; Trichostrongylidae. The record is from the annotation of a GenBank genome assembly.